This is a messenger RNA of Oncorhynchus nerka (sockeye salmon), 1793 nucleotides long. RefSeq names its product membrane-associated ring finger (C3HC4) 5, like (gene marchf5l). NCBI's taxonomy places the organism in Eukaryota, Metazoa, Chordata, Actinopteri, Salmoniformes, Salmonidae. Gene Ontology annotation, biological process: regulation of mitochondrial fission; protein polyubiquitination. The record is from RefSeq and is a predicted model, not a curated record. Gene Ontology annotation, cellular component: mitochondrial outer membrane. Gene Ontology annotation, molecular function: ubiquitin protein ligase activity; zinc ion binding. The transcript has 6 exons. The coding region runs from base 201 to 1247 and encodes 348 amino acids.
UUAUUAUUCUUGUCUGCUUUAUGGUGGUGACAUAAAGCAGUUGACGAAGAUUAUUUAGCGAUCAAAACUCUUCUCUUGUCAUUCUCUAGUUUAAAACUGACUGUGAGGUACUUCGGGGUAUUUAUAUAGAGGCAUUAUUGAGGUCCUUCCUGGCUGGCCCAUGCUGAGACAGGGACCUAGAGGAACUGAACGGACUCAACAUGGCCUGUGUAGAGGAGCCCCCUGAAAGUGUGUGUGUGUCCUUUGUCUGUGUGUGUGUGUGUCCUUUGUCUUUGUGUGUGUGUCCUUUGUCUGUGUGUGUGUGUCCUUUGUCUGUGUGUGUGUGUCCUUUGUCUGUGUGUGUGUGUCCUUUGUCUGUGUGUAUUCACCUGUGUCUCCCACUGUGUAUGCCCAGGCACUGCUGGGUGUGUUUUGCGACAGAGAGAGAGGACCGCGUGGCAGAGUGGGUGAGCCCCUGCAGGUGUAAAGGCUGUACCAAGUGGAUCCACCAGGCCUGCCUGCAGCGCUGGCUCGAUGAGAAGCAGAAAGGAAACAGUGGAGGAGCUGUCAGCUGCCCUCAGUGUGGCACAGAGUACAGCAUCGUCUUCCCCAAGAUGGGGCCAUUGGUGUACUUCCUCCAGCAGGUGGACAGGGCUCUGUCGCGGGCCAGUCCGUUCGCUGCUGCUGGGGUGGUGGUGGGGACAGUCUAUUGGUCAGCUGUCACCUAUGGAGCUGUGACUGUCAUGCAGGUGGUGGGCCAUAAGAAGGGCUUGGAUGUGAUGGAGAGAGCAGAUCCUGUGUUCCUCCUGAUGGGUCUACCUACCAUCCCUGUGAUGCUGGUCCUGGGCAAGAUGAUACGCUGGGAGGACUACAUACUGAGGCUGUGGCAGAGACACUCCUCUAAACUACAGCUGCUAGUUCCAGGUAUAGGGCGUCCGUUGCCCCGUGUGCCAGCUGAUGGGAGUAAUGGAGGGGACCACCUGUCAGUGUCUCGUACUUUGUGUGGAGCUCUCAUCUUCCCCUCCGUGGCCAACCUGGUGGGACGGCUGAUUUUCAGCAGGGUACCUUCAUCUCUGCAACGCACCGUUCUGGGUGGUAUAGCGUUUGUGGUGAUGAAGGGAGUGUUGAAGGUGUAUUUCAAACAGCAGCAGUACCUUACCCAGGCCAACCGCCACAUCCUCAACUACCCAGAGAGAGAGAGGGACAUGGAUGGAGAGGGGCGGAGUGAGGGAGGAGAGGACGACACAGAGGAUAGUGGAAACGAGUGAACACCCCCCCCUAACCCUAGAGGGCGAAGGAGGGACGGAGAGGUAGAGCGGAGAUAUAAUUAGUUGGAGCAGAAACGAUUGACAGCCUCCCAGAAUCCUCUCUGUUCCCUGACCUCACACAAAGAGAAACCUGCAAUCAAGCACAAUGUAGUUUUAUUUUACUCAGACAAGGGGUGUGUUUAAGAGGUGUGUUACGUUUCCAAACAGAUAACUUGUCAAAUAGAAAUGCAGUUGUGAGUUUUUUCCUUUGAAAGUGUUUUCUCCCAUUGGUGUUUCCUGAACUCAACCAUGCUCUGGUAUUUCAUUGUAAGAUAUCCACCCAAUCGUGUGUGUGUGUGUGUGCGCGUGUGUCUACACCUGGGGUAUCGAAUCCGGCCCGUGGGUGGUUUGAGUAUAUAUAUAAGAACCAUUUUUUGCAACCAAUUUUUAGUGCUGCCCUUUGGAACUUGUUGAAGACCAAACACCCUGGUCUACGUUGAACCCUUGCUAUUUUAUUUGCUUGUAAGAAUGAAUGAGCUAAUAAAGUGAUUUGAUUGUUAAAUACUA